Messenger RNA from Neogale vison (American mink), 4054 nucleotides. RefSeq names its product autism susceptibility gene 2 protein homolog. The record is from RefSeq and is a predicted model, not a curated record. NCBI's taxonomy places the organism in Eukaryota, Metazoa, Chordata, Mammalia, Carnivora, Mustelidae.
AGGCGUAGGCUGAGGAGGAAGAGGGAGGAGGGGCAGGGAAGUCCUGGCGGAGAAGAGGCCCAAGACGCCAAAGGAGACAACAGGAGGGUGCGCUGGAGCUCCCCCGCCUCCCAACGGCCGUUCCGGAUCCCUUACGGCGCAAGUCAGGCAGAGACGGAGGAAAGGAGGAAGAGACUUUUAUGUCGGCAGACAGAGAAGCUCUACCCGUCACCGUUGCCUCACAUCCGGGGCUUUGGAGGGCUGGCCCCGCGGCCCCGCCCCCCCCCUAGCCUUUCAUGGCGACCGGAGGCGGAGGCUGGAAGAGACAGGCCUGGAGGAGGCCCCUUUAAAUCUCCUUAAAGGGGUGGCCGCUGAACUCGGCAGACUACAUCGGCAACCUUAAAGGGGAAGCCAUCGAACAGAAGCUGACAAACUGAGAACUGUGCUGUUGGGCGAGCUGGAGCGAGUGGGGAUUCUCUCCUCCUCUUCUCCCCCACGCAAGAAGUUCUUUAAACUCAGCUUAAAGGGGAAGUGGCCGCUUGUGGAGGACCAGAAACUUAACUCCUGAGCCCUUAAAGGGGGCGGCCUGCUGUUUGGAGGACCCUGGACUCCUUAAAGGGGUGGCCUCUUUUAGCCGGAGGACUUGAGACACUUUUAAAGGGGAGGUCUGCGUUUCGGGGCGAGCUUUCGGUCCCUUUUAAAGGGGUGGCCCUUCCUCUUCCUCGGGGAGACUUGUCUCGACCCCUGGCAGGGGGCGGCCACCGCACUAGGCCGGCUGGACACCAUCGGGUCGUCUUAAAGGGGUCAGGGGCUGGACUACUUGAGGCCUCGCCUUAAAGGGACGGCCGCCCCGUUUUCGCCGUCUCGGCUCCGCCGGCCCCACAGGGGGGGCCCUCGGGCUUGUCGCCCCGGGGGCGGCGCCGGCUCCCCGGGCCUUGGCCUUGGGGCCAGCUCGGGGCCAGCAGAUCCUGCUUUAAAGGGGAAGCCGUGGCCUUUCCGUCCCUGUGUAGCCGCCAGCGCCGCGCCUGCGACCCCGGGCCUGCGGACAGGCCGCUUCGGGCCCCGCCGCCUCCGGAUGCGGCGCUGAGGGCGGUCGCCAUGGAGACGGCAGCGGCCGCGGCUCCGGGCCCCGGCUGGGCCGCGGAGGGGGAGCGGCGGCGGCGGCGCUGCUCGCGCCGAGACCGAGACCGGGAGCAGCGGCGCCGCCGAGGUCCCGGCGGCGACGCGCCCCGGGCCCUGUUGGCCGCCCCGCGCGGCUCCUCGUCCUCCUCGUCGCCGCCACCGCCCGCCAGGCCUUGGUCGUCAGCUUCGUCCGGAGAGCGGCCCGGAGGCCCGAGACGACGGCGGCCCCGUCCCAGGCCUCGGCCCCCGCGACCCCGAGCUCGGAAGCGGCCUGCCGGCUCGGGCAGCCGCGGGGAGGAAGAGGAGGAGGAGGAGGAGGGGGGCGCAGACGACGGGGAGGCCGAGGAGGAGCCUGAGGAAGAGGAAGAAGAGGAGGAGGACUUGAUCGAUGGCUUCGCCAUCGCCAGCUUCGCCAGCCUUGAGGCCUUGCAGAAGGAUGCAUCGCUUCAGCCCCCAGAGCGACUGGAACAUCGGCUGAAGCAUUCUGGGAAGCGGAAGAGGGGGGGUUCCAGUGGGGCCACUGGGGAGCCAGGGGACAGCUCUGAUCGGGAGCCUGGACGGCCCUCUGGGGACCGGGCCCGAAAAUGGCCCAAUAAGCGGAGAAGGAAAGAGGCGUCCUCCCGUCAUUCUCUGGAAGCUGGAUACAUAUGUGAUGCAGAAAGCGAUCUGGACGAGAGGGUCUCCGAUGAUGACCUCGACCCAUCCUUUACUGUCUCAACCAGCAAAGCCUCGGGCCCCCACGGCGCCUUCAAUGGGAACUGUGAAGCAAAACUCUCCGUAGUCCCUAAAGUGUCGGGCCUGGAGCGGAGCCAGGAACAGCCCCCAGGGCCCGACCCGCUGCUAGUGCCUUUCCCCCCGAAGGAACCACCGCCUCCACCGGCCCCUCGGCCUCCUGUCUCACCCCCUGCGCCCUUGCCGGCCGCCCCCAGUCUGCCACCCCCACCCCAGCCCCAGCUGCAGCUUCGGGUCUCGCCCUUCGGCCUCCGCACUUCUCCCUAUGGCAGCAGCCUGGACCUCAGCACUGGCAGCUCUUCACGGCCGCCCCCCAAGGCCCCGGCCCCUCCCGUGGCUCAGCCUCCCCCCUCAUCAUCCUCUUCGUCCUCUUCCUCCUCAUCUGCCUCCUCCUCGUCCGCGCAGCUCACCCACCGGCCCCCGACGCCCUCACUGCCCCUGCCUUUGUCCACCCACAGCUUUCCCCCCCCCGGGCUGCGGCCCCCCCCACCCCCCCACCACCCCUCCUUGUUCUCCCCUGGCCCCACCCUGCCCCCACCCCCACCCCUGCUGCAGGUGCCAGGGCACCCUGGGGCCUCAGCCGCUAACGCCCUUUCUGAGCAGGACCUGAUCGGCCAGGACCUGAACUCUCGCUACCUGAAUGCCCAGGGUGGCCCCGAGGUGGUGGGGGCAGGGGGCUCGGCCCGGCCCCUGGCCUUCCAGUUCCACCAGCACAACCACCAGCACCAGCACACCCACCAGCACACCCACCAGCACUUCACCCCUUAUCCCCCGGGCCUGCUGCCACCCCACGGCCCCCACAUGUUUGAGAAAUACCCAGGGAAGAUGGAAGGCCUUUUCCGGCACAAUCCGUACGCGGCCUUCCCUCCCGCAGUGCCCGGCCUCCCUCCGGGCCUUCCGCCGGCUGUCUCCUUUGGCUCCCUGCAGGGGGCCUUCCAGCCCAAGAGCACGAACCCCGAGCUGCCACCACGACUGGGGCCAGUGCCGAGCGGGCUUCCCCAGAAGGGGACACAGAUCCCCGACCAUUUCCGGCCACCUUUGAGGAAGCCAGGGAAGUGGUGUGCCAUGCACGUGCGCGUGGCUUACAUGAUCCUGAGACACCAGGAAAAGAUGAAGGGCGACUCCCACAAGCUUGACUUUCGGAACGACCUCCUGCCCUGCCUUCCGGGGCCCUAUGGGGCCCUGCCCCCUGGGCAGGAGCUCCCCCACCCGGCCGCCUCCCUCUUCACUGCGACUGGUGCCGUCCACGCUGCAGCCAACCCUUUCACGGCAGCUCCCGGGGCCCACGGACCCUUUCUGAGCCCCAGCACCCACAUUGAUCCCUUUGGGCGUCCCACAAGCUUCGCCUCCUUGGCUGCCCUCUCCAACGGGGCCUUUGGAGGCCUGGGCAGCCCGACAUUCAACUCCGGCGCCGUCUUUGCCCAGAAAGAAAGCCCAGGGGCCCCACCAGCCUUCGCCUCCCCGCCAGACCCGUGGGGCCGCCUGCACCGCAGUCCUCUGGCCUUUCCUGCCUGGGUCCGGCCCCCUGAGGCCGCCCGGACGCCAGGCUCAGACAAGGAGCGGCCUGUGGAGCGGAGGGAGCCCUCGCUCACCAAGGAGGAGAAAGACAGGGACCUCCCCUUCUCGCGGCCCCAGCUCCGCGUUUCUCCGGCCACUCCCAAGGCCCGGGCUGGCGAGGAAGGGGCCAGGCCGCCCAAGGAGUCCGUGCGGGUCAAGGAGGAGCGCAAGGAGGAGGCCGCCGCCCCCGCCGCCGCCGCCGCUGCCGCCGCCGCUGCUGCCGCUGCCGCUGCCGCCGCCGCCACCACCGGGCCUCAGGGCCUUCACCUGCUGUUUGAGAGGCCCCGGCCACCCCCCUUUCUGGGCCCUAGCCCCCCGGAGCGCUGCGCCGGCUUCCUGGAGCCGACCUGGUUGGCAGGGCCCCCUCGCCUGGCCAGGCCACCGCGCUUCUAUGAGGCUGGUGAGGAGCUGACCGGCCCCGGGGCUGUGGCCGCCGCCCGCCUGUACGGUCUGGAGCCCGCCCACCCCCUGCUCUACAGCCGCCUGGCGCCACCACCGCCCCCCGCUGCAGCCCCGGGGACCCCUCACCUUCUCAGCAAGACCCCCCCGGGAGCCCUUCUGGGGGCACCGCCUCCGCUGGUGCCCGCGCCCCGGCCCAGUUCCCCACCAAGGGCCCCUGGCCCCGCCCGGGCUGACAGGUGAGGGGAGGGGAGGGGCGGGGGCA